Gigantopelta aegis is the source of this 4014-nucleotide messenger RNA. RefSeq names its product NGFI-A-binding protein 1-like. Bases 1079 to 3112 code for a protein of 677 amino acids. The record is from RefSeq and is a predicted model, not a curated record. Gene Ontology annotation, biological process: negative regulation of DNA-templated transcription. NCBI's taxonomy places the organism in Eukaryota, Metazoa, Mollusca, Gastropoda, Neomphalida, Peltospiridae. Gene Ontology annotation, cellular component: nucleus. The transcript is spliced from 13 exons. Gene Ontology annotation, molecular function: transcription coregulator activity; transcription factor binding.
GUCAUUAAAUAAAAUAAACUUAGUCUUUCAUGGUUGCAAAUAUUAUUGUAAUAUAGCCUAGGCUUAUAACUUUUUUUUUUUUUUUUAGUCUUAUUUUUUUAUUUUUUUUGUGUUUGUUUAAAGUUAUAAUACUGUAGGCAUUAUUAGGAUUAUAUGCUGAAAUAUUGUCCCGAUUAAAUAAAUUCACUGAAAGCCCGUUCAUUAAAACGAAGUAUUUAAAAUGUAACUCGCCAUGACCCAAGUGGUCGGUUUUGUGUCCCGCAGUAUACUGCGUGUAUCGUACGAACUCGUCAGCUGUUAUGAAACUGUCGUUGUACGUACGCGGGAUGGGCGACCCACAGCUCAUGCACUGCCUGCUACGUUCACCCAGCCACCGAUAAACAGGGAAAAUCAAUAGUCGGUCUUUAUCCCCCGCGUGACAAAUUAUUUAUAGGGCCGCUGUAUGCAGCUACACUAAUGAAUGCCCGACCCUAACUGGCAUGUUGGACUGUAUCCAAGAUCCACCGCCGGGCAGGCUAGGCUAGUCGAAAUAAAAACCGUGAUAGGGGGGACAGGGUUUCGGAAUUAACGCCGUUACAGGCGAUACCAUAUCAUAUCUUAAUAAUAUUUGUGCCUGUGGGUAAGAUAUAUGUUUUUGUUUGUUUGGGUUUUUUUCUUACCAAUAGUGUGUUUGAAAAUCAAUAAAGAUGAAUGGUUAGUUUAAAAUCGGUGUGGUGGUGACUUGAAAGGGGGACCGUUAAAAUGGACUAUAACCCCUCGGAUUGCACACGCCGCUCCGCUUUGUUAUUUGUACAGUAGAGGCACGAAUAAACAGCCACGCCCUCCAGGGGGAAAUACGUCACUGCCAGGUUUCGCUACCCACGUGAACCCGUGGAAAAAUCGCAUUCACGUGGGUCGGCUGCCCAAUCAGGGAGGGACAGGCGUGCGUGACGCAGAUAGACAGCGAGCCUUAUUUGGAAAUCUACCCACACGCCCCCCACCCAGCGCCAUUCGCCAGGGACAAGAAAAUUGUUCGGCUCUCAUCGGGACCCACGAAAUCUCGAGUUUUGUUUUAUUUUUAGGUCCUGCUGCUGUUGCCAUGGCAACGUCGCAGCCAACAAACUCGUCGGAAUGGCAGCUGUACAGAGUGUUGCAGCGUGCCAAUCUGUUGCAGUAUUACGAAACGUUCAUUGCACAAGGUGGCGAUGACGUACAGCAGCUGUGUGAAGCGGGAGAAGAGGAGUUCCUGGAAAUCAUGGCGCUUGUCGGCAUGGCGUCCAAGCCCCUUCACGUACGACGACUGCAAAAAGCUCUCCAAGACUGGGUCCAAAACCCACAGGACACAUCAUUCCAAGGCAGCACCAGCCUGUCUGCGAACCCGGCCCCAGGGAGCAUCACAGCGGUGGCGCGCGACCAGCUCCAGGCUCUCGGUUUCUCCUUACAUUCCACGCCCCCAUCGUCAGUGGUGACCGCUCCGUCGUGGAGCCCCCAGUCUCCGCAGCCCAGUGUGAGCCCGGGCCCACGCGACACACGCAGUCCCUCGUCCAACUCGCCACAACAGAACGAUGUCAAGGACGUCAGCAUGAUUGAUGAUUUCAGCCAGGGUGUUUGUGGAUACUCCCUUGCUGCCACCAGCCAACAUUCCCCGUCCCCUGUCUCCGGGGUGAUGUGUACCCCGGUCCUUGUGGAGAGCCAGAUCAACGCCAUCGCGGUUGCCGCCGAGAAACUCGCCAAAGAGUUACCUCCCUUCGAACCUAAAGAGCUCAAUAUGAAGAAACAGAUUAACAGAGAUAUUCAGACUGUUAUGAGGAUGACGGAUGAGAAUCCAAAUCGACUGGAGGAACUGAGAAAAUAUGCCGCCAUAUACGGUCGGUUUGAUUCAAAACGCAAGAACGAUCGUCCAAUGUCCUUACACGAGAUUUCCGUCAACGAAGCAGCUGCUCAGCUGUGUCGUCACAUGCCCGCGCUCAUCACACGUCGGGAAGAUUUAUUCCCCUUGGCGCGACAAGUCGUCAAAGACAGUGGCUACCAGUAUUCUAAAGGUCAUUCAAGGGAGGGCCAAACGAAAGACGUAAAUCUAAGAUUAAAUCCAGAGAGACAAGAAUUGCAUCUGUCAAGGGCGGCAGACAUGGUUGUAUCGUCAAAGAAACCUCGACUUGAUCCUGUUUUCCAGAGAAACUUCGACGCCUACCGCAAGAACGUGAAGCCAGACAUCGAUCGGACUCGCGCCAAGGAACGAAUCACAGCAAUAAAUCACCACAUUACUCAACUGAAAUAUAGAGAGGAGGAUAUUAAAAUCCAGAUUAACGUAGCAAGGAAAGCGGAGGAUAAAACGCUGGUUUCCAGUUUACAUUCGGAACUGGAAACGGCGAAGGCGAAACACAUUCAACUCUUAACGGAACAAAGUAAAAUUGUGUCGAAACUGAAGCAGCUAGAACGAUAUGAACAGUUAUCGAGUGAUCCAGAUUCCAGUCUCUCAUCAAGCAAUUCUCAUGACCUGGCGACAAGCGUUCUGCGUCAGACAGCCAACAAGUUGGUGCAGGAGACUCUGUUUGACGAGGGUCUGCGCAUCGCCCAGCAGUAUGGCAUGGCUGACUUCGCUGAGGAGCUCAAGGGUCUGCAGACGCAGAAAACUCCCAGUAACCACGACGAGGGAGACUCAGAAUCGGACAACUCGUGCAGUCCCACACCGAGUGAUGACGAAAACAGUAACAGCGCGACGUCGCAUAAUAACAGCAACGAAACGAUGAUGACGACGAUGUGUGGGAAUGAGAAAGACGAUUUAAUAAAGAAGGAAGUUGACGUUGAUGAGGAUGAGGAUGAGAAUGAGGAGGAUGUUCAGAUUCGGGAAAACGGGACGAAAAAAGUGCACGAUCUGAGGUGCAAUAAGAAAAUAAAUAAUGUGAAAACGGAAAAAGUUCCUUCGCAUAAAAAUAAGGCAGCUAGUCAAGAUAGAAAUGGAGAUGUUCAGAGUGGCGAUGAUGGGGAUGAUGAUGACAAUGAUGGGGGUGAUGAUAGUAAUAAUGAUAUUGAAAAUGACAAUGGCAAUUCGACAGAAAAACGUUCCAAACUGCCAUCACUCGGGUUCAGUACAGAUUUGUUACAAAAGAAAAUGGUGGAAAACGGGGAUUGAGGUGGUUGCUACAGCAACAUCUGCUAAUGUUUAUGAUGAGUUCUUCGAGUUUCUCUCUCUCUUAAUGAAAAUGCAUUCUAAAUUGAAAAUGAGGAUGAAAGGGCAAAACAAAAUGACUGAAUUUUUUUUCGUGAUGACUAUACUAUCAGGCAGUUAUUAAAUGGAUAUUGAUAGAGUUGCUAUAGCAACGCUGCUACAUUGAGUGUCAAGUUGCUACGAAGGGCUAGGUUCUCAUGUGUUCCUUUCCUUAAAAAAAAAAAAAAAAAGAUUUUGUAAAUUUUGAAUGAGAAUACGAGAACCCCUUGACUGAAUGUGAUGUUGUGUGUGAUUAAUAUAUUGAUAAAUCAGAUUACUAUAAAUUGGAGAUACCCUUGGUUGCUGUGGCAACAGAUGACUUGGCUGCUAUGGCAACAGUGCUUUGUCUGUUUACGAGGUGUUGUACUUGCUUCCCGUGUUGAUUGCUUCAGAUUGAAUGAAAGAAAGAAAGAAAACACUCAUCAACCUGUCUUAAAUAAUUAUAGGAUAUUAAACGAGCUUACAUUUCUUAUCAUGUUUAUGACCCAAGAGAAAUAAUGUUCACUUAUUUCACAAGGGACUUAAACAUGAUAAGAAAUGGUGCGGGUUUAAUAGCCUGUUUAUUACCCAUAAUCGAUCAUAAUUUAUAUCGCUCAUCUCACUCAGUGUGACGUUGUAAGGUUGUAGUGCGUCAGUCGAUGACGUCAUUGUGUGAUGCCGAAGUGUUAUGUCCCACUUGGCAUUCUAGUGGGACAUAUCACUUUGACCAUGUGGGACCUAAGUGAUCUCCCUUACCUAAGUUUCCUUUCUCGGUAGUUACACAGAUCAUUUGUCAUUGGUUGAAAUACUUUAUAGCCUUUUUAAAAAAAUAAAAUUAUCAAGCGCAA